AUGGCCCGAAGUGACAGCAACGAACACGUCUACCGCAUCAUGGCGGCACCGAAUGACAAUGACGCGCCGCUGGCGGACGAGAUGAAGCAGACGGUCUCUCUGUCUUCUUCGACGCCGAUUGCUGCCGCAAAAUCACCCAAGCAGCCUCCUCCAGAGACGAAAGAGAGCUUAUGGCUGCGACGCCUAUCCAUCUUCUCCUUUUGGGCUGUAGUCGUGUUUCUGGGCCUUCCAAUAUGGCUGAAAACAACGGCCAUUUACAGGGCGGACCUGCCGCUACAGGAGAUGACGGACUGGGCUGAGGGCAAGGUCUGUAAGCCAGUCUUCCCUCUGCGGAUAGCAGUCGAAGCCCCGAUGCCUUCUGCGGAUGCGCAACACCUGCUUCGCACCACCCAGCACGCCCUCGAUGAUAUCAACGACUUUUCCGCCCACCAUCUCCGAUUGAUGCUCGCCGACUCUCCACUGCAACCAAACGUCUCGCAACAAGUCAUUAGUGACGGAACAAGCAUCCAUAGCGAUGACAAGGACGUCGCUUUGGUUGUGCGACUGAUACCGGUCGAAACGGGUGCCACGCCUCGGUCGCACCUCCAGCCAUAUUCCCCAACCCUAGACGUAUACUACUCUUCGAACCAGAUCCCUUCGCAGUCGUCUACUGGCUCCAGCCUGGCUACGUUCCUCGCCCAGCAACUACACGAUAUAUUUGCUGAGGAGCAGGCACAGCUGGCGCAUGUCUUGUCGGCUAAAUCCGGCGCGCAUGCUGCCAAGGUCAAGACGCUCUCUCCAGACAUGUCCGCAGAGCUCCAACGCCAGUCUACUCGCGCUCUGAAGUAUGCUCCAACAUACCACCUGACUUUCUCCCUGUUCAGCCCUUCGUACGCCCCUUCUCAGUGGGACAUUGAGACUGCACUUCAAACUUACAUGAGCCCUCUUCUGGAAGCCUUCUCCGCCAUCAGCAACUUCACCGUUGACACACAAGUACAGCUCUACGCGACCUUUGCCCCUUCUGUUCGCCAGCCAGAAUAUGAUGAAAGCACAAAGGCAUGGACGCUUCGCAAGGAGGAUCUCAGUGGUUUCGUCAACGCUGCCGAGUGGCCUCUCAGUCCCAGCAUCGGCGAGGGGCCCACGGUCAACUUUAUUUUAUAUGUAUCCGAUCACUCACAGUCACCUCUCUUGGUCAGGGAGAACGCUGGGAACAGCUGGUUGAUCCCGCAAUGGGGUGGCGUACAUAUUCUCAACUUGGAGGGCGAAGCAAACACCCCGCCUGCUUUGACUGAGGCGAUGCUUGCUCCAGCAAUGCACACGUUCUCAAAUCAACUCAUAUCGCUGUUUGGUUUGCCUCAGAGCCCGGCUUCGUUGCCUCUUCGCAUUUCAACCCUCGAACGCGUCCGAGCUGCAUCACUCAUCUUCUCGGCUUCUUCUACUCUGGGCGCUCUAGCUCAAGUGUACCAGAAGCUUCCUUCUAUCCCAGUCCCGGAUAACGUUGCCCAUUCUACGCAGGAGACUAUCGUACAUCUACAACAAGCUUGUGACUACCUUCGAGAUGGUCGUUUCUCGAGCGCUCUAGAACACGCCCGCGCUGCAGAAGUGGAGGCUGAAAAAGCUUUCUUCGAACGUUCCAUGGUCGGUCAGGUCUAUUUUCCCGAUGAGCACAAAGUCGCUGUGUACCUACCCUUAUUAGGUCCUGUUGCUGUUCCUCUGGUCAUGGCUGCUCUGAAAGAGCUGAAGUCAGCACUAAAGCGAGGCUGA
Messenger RNA from Alternaria burnsii, 1743 nucleotides. RefSeq names its product gpi transamidase component pig-s. NCBI's taxonomy places the organism in Eukaryota, Fungi, Ascomycota, Dothideomycetes, Pleosporales, Pleosporaceae. Gene Ontology annotation, biological process: attachment of GPI anchor to protein. The transcript has 2 exons. Gene Ontology annotation, cellular component: GPI-anchor transamidase complex. The record is from RefSeq and is a predicted model, not a curated record. Bases 1 to 1743 code for a protein of 580 amino acids.